AUGACCGCUUCGCCUACCAAGCCCUUUGGCACCGACUCUGAUGUCCUCAAGACGGCUACCGCGCCGGAACUGAACGGCCACGACGAGAGCGGCAACCGUUCCGAGGUCACGACUCCCGAGGCUGCUGCCGACAAGCAGCGUCUUGAGCAGAAGCGCCUUCUCCGUGCCGAGCAGCGUGCAAAGCUUGAGGCUCAGAUGGCCCAGCUCGAGGCUGACCAGCGCGCCGACGACCUCCUCAACACGCACGCUGAGCCCGCUUCGGCCCCCACUUCGCCUCUCGGUGCUCGUCUCGCUCAGAGCGGUGCCGCUGACCGUGCUCCCGGUGCUGGUGCCCCCGCACCGAUCGGCCAGGGUCGCGAUGCCAAUGGCGCCAAGUCGAUGCCCGCCUCCAGGCGGACUAGCGGCUACGGCGGUGGCAGCUUUGGCAUGGAGAAGCUGAGCCUCAGCGUUCUUGACGGCAAGAAGGAGUGGACCGACGAGGACGAUGUUGCCGCCGACAACGCGCAGAAGUCCGUCUCGUACCUCGCGAUCAACGACGACGACUUCCCUGGCCCCGCAAAGGACAAGCACCUCUCGGCGGCUUCGGCGGCGCUCGACCUCGCCCCUCUUCCUCAGGCAGCGUCGCGCGCGUUUGGCUCGCGUCCGUUUGACACUGCCAUGAAGACUUCGGAGUGGACUCAGUACCCUUCGGCCCGUGGUGGUCUCACCUCGCCCUCGCCUGGUAUGGGCCUCAUGCCCUCGCCUGGUGACGAGGCCCCUCGUGACCCCAUGCUCAACAGCCGCAAGACUUCGCCUACCGGUCUCGCCGACAGCAUUGCCAGCCUGCCUGCCAUGCCGUCCAAGUCGGUGCCUGGCACUCCUUUCGGUCUUGGUCCUGCCACUGCCGGCAUCCCUCCCAAGCGUACUGGCACCAGCCCCGGCCUGAACGACGGCUUCACCCAGGCUCAGCGUGGUUUCUCCAACCCCGACCUCGCCCGUGCUUUCAGCUCCAAGGCUGGUGGCGCCGAGGGUGCCAACCCCGGCGGCCGUCAGGGUGGCCCCAACGGCAACGGCGGUGGCUUUGGCCUCAACGAUGCUCCCCGUCCUUACGGCGCCGACCCUCUGUACUCGAACAUGGGUCUCCAGGGUGGCAACGGUGGCCCCGGUGGUUCGCAGUUCAUGCCCCAGGGCGGCUACGACUCGUACGGCUUUGACGACGACAGCUUUGGCUCGGGCUCCCUUUACCCUGCUGGUAUGAUGGGCCUCAAGAACAAGCGUGCCGAGGCCGACCGCGAGUUCAACCGCUUCUCAGGCAUGCGCCUCGAGGACCUUCAGGGCGAGAUUCUCAGCCUCUGCAAGGACCAGCACGGCUGCCGCUACCUGCAGAAGAAGCUCGAGGAGGGUGACCCUUCGCACCGCGACAUGAUCUUCCGCGAGACCUACGGCCACUUCCCCGAGCUCAUGAUCGACCCCUUCGGCAACUACCUCUGCCAGAAGCUGCUCGAGCAUGCUACUGAGGAGCAGCGCUCUGCCAUCAUCGACUCGGUCUCGAACGACCUUGUCGGCAUCUCGCUCAACAUGCACGGUACCCGUGCUGUUCAGAAGAUGGUCGACUUCCUCGCUCAGCCUCGUCAGCCCAAGCAGAUCCGCACUCUCAUCUAUGCGCUGUCGGUCAACGUUGUCGCCCUCAUCAAGGACCUCAAUGGGAACCACGUCAUCCAGAAGUGCUUGAACAAGCUCAUUCCCGAGGACAACCAGUUCAUUUACAACGCCAUUGCUACCAACCUGAUCGAGGUCGCUACCCACCGCCACGGGUGCUGCGUCCUGCAGCGCUCGAUCGACCACGCGUCGCCCGCGCAGCGCCUCCAGCUCGUGACCGAGAUCAUCUUCAACUCGCUGUACCUCGUUCAGGAUCCGUUUGGCAACUACGUUAUUCAGUACAUACUCGACCUCAACGACGCUCGCUUCUCCGAGCCCCUCAUCCGCACCUUUGUUGGCAACGUCUGCAGCUUGUCUGUGCAAAAGUUCUCUUCCAAUGUUGUAGAAAAGUGUAUCCGCGUCGCCGACCCCGAGAUCCGCAAGGUCCUCGUCGGCGAGGUGCUCAACCGCUCGCGCCUCGAGAAGCUGCUCCGUGACAGCUACGGCAACUAUGUCAUUCAGACGAUACUCGACUACUGCGAGAUCAACCAGCGCAUGAUCCUCGUCGAGUGCAUCCGCCCCAUCCUCCCGUCGAUACGUAACACGCCUUACGGCAAGCGUAUCCAGUCCAAGCUCCAGCGUGAGGACGCCUCGAUCGGCUACGGCGGCGGUGGCGGCAGCGGUGGCGGUUACCCUCGUGGAGGUGGUGGUGGCGGCUACAACCGCUCGGCAGGUGGCUACCACCCCCGCCACCUUGGUCGCCCCCAGCUCCAGCACAUCAACGCCCUCACCGACGUCUACAGUGCUGCUGGCGCGCCCUUCAUGGGUCCUGGCGGCUACAGCCGCGGCGGUGGCCAGGGCGGUCACGCCCACCACGGCUCGACUGGCGGUGGUGGCGGCGGCUUCCACGGUCGUGAGAUCCACAACCACGGCGGCAUGAGCUACCACGCUCCCGGUCCCGACGGCCAGCCCUGGCUCCACCUCCGUGGCCCUGCCGGCCAGCCUGCUCCCAACUGGAACUCUGGUGCCGGUGCCGGCGGCCUCGACGCCCUGCCCGCCACUGCGCCUACCGAUGCCGACUCUGGCCUGAGCGAGCGCAACGGCGGCCAGGCGGCUCUCCCUCUGUGGCAGGACCCCUCGGCUGCGUUCAUGUACCCCAACGGCGGCCACCUGCCGCUGAUGUAA
This is a messenger RNA of Apiotrichum porosum, 2802 nucleotides long. RefSeq lists its product as uncharacterized. The record is from RefSeq and is a predicted model, not a curated record. The coding region runs from base 1 to 2802 and encodes 933 amino acids. Gene Ontology annotation, biological process: post-transcriptional regulation of gene expression. Gene Ontology annotation, molecular function: mRNA binding. Gene Ontology annotation, cellular component: cytoplasm. The transcript is spliced from 4 exons. Lineage: Eukaryota; Fungi; Basidiomycota; Tremellomycetes; Trichosporonales; Trichosporonaceae.